Messenger RNA from Klebsormidium nitens, 1867 nucleotides. NCBI's taxonomy places the organism in Eukaryota, Viridiplantae, Streptophyta, Klebsormidiophyceae, Klebsormidiales, Klebsormidiaceae. The record is from the annotation of a GenBank genome assembly.
CGUUCGUCGUGUAAGUCCAUUGUCGUCGAAAGCAAAGGGGCGAUGUUCCGUCAACUUGGUUCGACGCCAAAAUCCCAGUCUCCAUGCUGUCCCAUAGGCUUCGCAUGGCGACUGCGACGCUUCUAGCAGCCUGAGCUGCAUCCAGUGCAUGGCGGUCUGGGCGGUCUGAUUUGGAUAAAUCAUAAAGUCUGCUGUCCACUUGUGCAAUGCAGCCAUGCUGCCAAUGCUGUGCGUCAACUGCAUGAUGCCGGCGUCUUUCUGAAAUAUUGAACUCAUAAUUCAGUCGUCCAUGUCCUCAGCAGCCACCUCCCUACUGGCCCGGCCCCUGACACCGCUAGCUCGCAGAUCUUUCGAACAAAAGACGCUCCAGUGCAAAGUAAACCACAGCACCGCCUGCCCGUUCCUUUCAGCAGGGCACGCACAUAUCGCUGAUAAUUCUUUGUAUCCGCGCACGUUUGUGCAACGCCUUUCUGCAGGACUUCACAGACGUUUCUGUGCAACCAUGGCGCCGGUUGAGGGGAAUGCUGACAAGGGCAAAACAAAGGGCCGGAGUGCCCUGGAUGAGAUGGACACCAGUGGUGCCUUCAAGAGGACGGACUCCUCUUUCAGAAACUGGAUCACAGCGGAUGGCUCCAGCGGCUUCCCCGCAGUGGCGGGGCGCUAUCACCUGUACAUAAGCUAUGCCUGCCCCUGGGCCAGCCGCUGCCUGGCCUUCCUCAAGCUCAAAGGACUGGAGCACGCUAUUAGCGUCACUACGACUAAGCCACGGUGGGAGCGGUCGCGCCCAGACAAUCCGGACGACUCUCACAUGGGCUGGGCCUUUGCCAAGUUCGACAAUGAGGAGCCGGACGCGACGCCUGACCCCCUGGAAGGGGCCAAGUUCAUCAGGGACCUGUAUGAGAUUGCGGACCCGUCCACCGGCAAAUUCACCGUGCCAGUUCUCUGGGACAAGGAGAAGCACACAAUUGUCAACAACGAGAGCGCCGAGAUCACGCGCAUGUUCAACAAGGAGUUCAACGCGAUCGCGGAGCACCCCGAGUUGGACCUCUACCCCGCCGAGCUGCAGAAGGAGAUUGACAGCGUCAACGAGUGGGUCUAUGACACCAUCAAUAACGGCGUGUACAAGUCGGGCUUCGCAACCAAGCAGAAACCGUACGAAGAGGCUGUGACCGCCCUAUUCAACUCGCUGGACCGGGUGGAGGAGAUUCUGUCCAAGCAGCGCUACCUUGCUGGCAACGUGCUGACCGAGGCUGACGUCAGGCUCUUCAUGACGCUGAUUCGCUUCGACGAGGUGUACGUGGUACACUUCAAGUGCAACAAGAAGCUCAUCCGCGAGUACCCCAACAUUUUCAACUACACCAAGGAGCUGUUCCAGAUGAAGCCCAUCGGGGACACGGUCAACAUGCACCACAUCAAGGAGCACUACUACGGGAGCCACCCGUCGAUUAACAAGUUUGGGAUCGUGCCCAUUGGUUCCAACACCGACUUUUCGGCCCCCCAUGACCGGGAAAAGAAGUUUCCUUCCAAGAAGUAGGAGUCUCGCAGCUUGUUUGCGGGCCGCUUGGUGCUGUACGUGUAGCAAUGAGCACAGUCGAGCUUGCGUUGUGGGUUUUGCUUUUUGAUUGCUAUUGGAAGUUUUGCUCCCGUAAGCUAGCCAAUGCUGGGGCUUCCAUCGCACAUCUCUUAACGAAGAGGUUUGUGUCUCGUCAUUGGUGCGGACUUUUGUACACUAGAAAGGAAUAAUCGGCCUUUGAGUAAGUGCUUCCCUUAACGGUCGGACAUGUCAUACAGCGCCUUGAUCUGUGCAUUACGUACACUGAUCUAUGUUGCCGAUUAUGUUCUCCGUGAUGCCAGACAUUGAGUUCAG